Orbicella faveolata is the source of this 889-nucleotide messenger RNA. RefSeq names its product heparanase-like. The record is from RefSeq and is a predicted model, not a curated record. NCBI's taxonomy places the organism in Eukaryota, Metazoa, Cnidaria, Anthozoa, Scleractinia, Merulinidae. Gene Ontology annotation, cellular component: extracellular matrix.
AUUGCCUGCGUUUGUGCUUGCCCUUGUGCUUGCGCUGCUAGUGAAACCGGGCUUAACACUCACAGUGCUUUUUCCCACUGAGGUGUAUUAAUGGACACCGGUGAAUUUAAUAAUGUGGGUAACCAUGCAAUGAAGACAUGUACUAGUACCUAAUCCAGGAUGGAGUAGAAAUACUUCUUGUUGCGUUCAGUGUUACAGAAGACGUGUUAAAAUGUGGCAUCCGUGCGAUCCUUUGGUCCUAAGUUGACUCACCAAUUUUCUUUGUCAGUUAUGAUAUGAAAGCCGUGGAAAGCUCCCUACCCCAAUUCUUCGUACCACAGGCAUUAGACUUAUUGCAUCGAAGCCUAGACAAGGCUGAUGAAGUUCUCGACCAAGUUGCUCCUAAUCUUCCCAGGUGGUUGGGUGAAACUGCAAAUGUCGCCGGAGGAGGCGCUAAAGGACUGUCAGACCGAUUUGUAUCUGGCUUUUUGUGGUUAAACAAACUCGGUUUGGCAGCUCAACAUGGUUAUAAGGUCGUUAUAAGGCAGUCAAUGUUUAGAGGAGAGUAUUCAUUGCUUGGCCAAGACUUGGAACCAAAUCCUGAUUAUUGGUUAGCAGUCCUGCAUAAAAGACUGUUUGGCACUAAAGUCCUUGGAAUAGACCGUGGCAACCAUCGUCCCGAACUGGUGAGAAUCUUUGCCCAUUGCACCAAGACUGGGUAAGAAGAUGUCGUUCUUUAAUUGUAUACAUUUAGCAUGCAGGCUUUCGAGUGCUAAAUGUUAAAUUGAAUAUCGAUCCGAGAGUCACCUGACUUUCUCAAUAGACACUUUUAGAUCCACCGCUAUGAUUCACGUGACCAAAGCCAGACGUCACGUUUGAGGUUUUCGUCUCGCGUUUUGAACGUCAAGAA